Messenger RNA from Coffea arabica (coffee), 3673 nucleotides. NCBI's taxonomy places the organism in Eukaryota, Viridiplantae, Streptophyta, Magnoliopsida, Gentianales, Rubiaceae. The record is from RefSeq and is a predicted model, not a curated record.
AAUAGUUUGGUGGAAUUCUAUCACUAUUAGUUCUUACCUUUUUUUUUCUUUUUUCUUUUUUGGUUCUUACUUCUUAAUAGGUCUCUGUCUUCUCACGUCUAUCUCCUCUCCGACUUUUGUACGUAGCAUUGACUCGUCCAUCAGCUCAACUGAAUAUAGGACUAAUUUUUUGCCCUCAGUAAUUGAUUUCUGGGCAACCCUUUAAGCCUUUUGGCAAUCAGCUUUUGGGUUUGAGGUGGUGCUCAGAUAUCUUGAAGACUUUCACAUGCCAGACAUCUGGAAUCAAGGUUAAUGAUUGUGUAAAGCACUGGUUUUACAAGGACAUCUGUUCAAGAACAUUCAACUAACUGACUUAAGCCUCCUGGAUAUGCGUGAUCGUCAUUCCUAGAACUGGGAAAAAAUGGGAUCUUCAAAGUUUCCUCUGCGCUAUGGGAUUGUACUCUUGACCUUCGUCUGUACUUUUGUUUGCUAUAUUGAACGUGUGGGCUUCUCAAUAGCAUACACAAUUGCAGCUGAUGCUGCAGACAUAAAUCAGACAAGCAAAGGCAUGAUACUUUCAACAUUCUAUUACGGCUAUGCCUGUUCACAAGUACCUGGAGGUUGGGCAGCUCAGAAAAUUGGUGGUAGGCUUGUUCUCCUCUUCUCAUUUGUCUUGUGGUCUCUAACCUGUGCUUUGAUGCCUCUUGAUCCAAAUCGAGUGACAGUGUUGGUGAUAGCUCGCCUGCUUGUUGGUGUGGCCCAGGGAUUCAUCUUUCCUUCCAUCCACACUGUCCUAGCCCAGUGGGUGCCGCCACAUGAGAGAUCACGGUCUGUUUCUCUUACAACAUCUGGGAUGUAUUUUGGCGCUGCAGCUGGAAUGCUAGUGCUUCCAAGCCUGGUGAAGUUCAAGGGUCCUCAAUCUGUAUUUGUUGCUGAAGCGGCUCUUGGUGCAUCAUGGUCUCUACUAUGGCUCAAGUAUGCCAGUGAUCCACUACGUUCUGAGCAUCCAAAAGCAACUGCUGCUGGUUUUGGUGAAUCCCUGCUACCUAUUAAAGGGGGUCAAAAGACAAAGGUAGAGAAUGGAGGACAUUCCAUCAGAACACCCAAAAUUCCAUGGAAAAAAAUUAUCCUUAGCCUCCCAGUGUGGGCAAUUGUCGUUAAUAAUUUCACUUUCCAUUAUGCUCUCUACGUGCUUAUGAACUGGCUACCUACAUACUUUGAAUUAGGCCUUCAGCUCAGCCUUCAAGAAAUGGGUUCUUCAAAGAUGAUGCCUUAUUUUAACAUGUUUUUAUUCUCAAAUAUUGGUGGAGUGAUUGCUGAUCACUUGGUCACAAGGAGAAUCUUGUCUAUAACAAGAACAAGAAAGCUUUUGAAUACUGUUGGAUUUAUUGUGGCUUCAUUUGCAUUAAUAGUUCUUCCUUACUUCAGAACCUCUGGUGGAGUUGUGUUUUGUUCUUCUAUUGCUCUUGGUUUCUUGGCGUUGGGAAGAGCUGGAUUUGCAGUAAAUCACAUGGAUAUCGCUCCAAGAUAUGCUGGAAUUGUGAUGGGGGUGUCAAAUACAGCUGGUACAUUGGCUGGCAUUGUUGGGGUGGAUCUCACUGGUCGACUUCUGGAAGCUGCUAAAACUGCUCAGUUGGACUUGACUAGCCCGGAUAGUUGGAAAGCAGUAUUUUUGAUACCUGGGAUGCUGUGCAUUUUUAGCUCUUUUAUUUUUCUUCUAUUUUCCACGGGGGAAAGAGUUUUUGACUGAAAAGAUGGUUAUUACUGCUUAGGAUGUAUGUAUUCUUAUUCAGGAGAUGGUUCUCCACAUACAACCCUAUUCUGGCAGAUUGAUCUGAUGCCCUUUUUCAGCCUUAUCCUUCUCCAUCAUGAAUGCAUAGCAAAAGUAUAUCAAAAGGUUCAAGACUCACAGUUUGGCUUGCUAUUUUUUGAAGUUAUCAUUGCAACUCCUGCAGAUUGCACCGAUUGAGGUGGAGUUUGCUCAUUUAGACUUUGAUGCCAUUUGUUGGAUGUCCUUUUACUACUUGUACUUGUAGCUUCAUGAUAGCCUUCCAAUUGGUUACUUGUUAUUUUACCUUCUUUUUUUUUUUAAUAACCUUGAGUUUAGGAUUGCAAUUUUUAGUUAGACAUUGUCCAGCUAUGGUUAAUUACUGGACUGAUUGAUUGGCAAUAGCAUUAAGAAAUUAGGAUAUUAGUUUAGCCUUCUGUAUUUAGUCAAAUGCCAUGUAACCAUUCAGAAUGCACUACUGAGGAAUGGUUCCAACAUCUUUUUUUUAUACAUUUUUAAAUUUUGCGAAUAUAUUUAUGAAGAGCGGUUCAAUUUAUAUCACCAUUUAACUUAUGAACAAUUGGUACAAGCCCAUCUGUAUUUGAUAAGUUUGCCUUUGUUGCAACAGCAAGUUCCGAGAUUUUCCUAUAUAUCCACAAAGGCGUUUUGACAUAUUGUUUAUUUUGACAGACAUAUUUAGAUGCAAUUGCAGGUUUUUCACUAGAAGCUCUGCACGUCCGCCCAUAUGCACAUGGGUGUAUUUUCUUACAACUGCUGUUUUAGUCAAUCAUGGAAGGUUUGACAUUAUAUAAACACAAAUGAGGUUGGAGUUGGAUAUAAAUGUUCUGAUUCUUUCUCCGUAGUUAGAGCAAAUUACUCAUGCUUAUAAAUUUUCUCAUUGAUGUGUUUGGUAAAUCCUUGACAUGCAGAUCUAAACUGAAUGAAAUUUGUAAACAGGCUUCGUUCUCUUGACUAGAUGUUUGACACUUUGACUUUAUUUCAAUAGUUUUUAAAACACCUGCAGUUGUUUCUUGUACAGCAUUCUGGGUUGGUAUGCCAGCAGCUAUUGAUCUCAAGUAGUUGCUUGUUUUGUCAAAUAAGAUUGUUAUAUUUGUGCUUGCUUUGUGCUACAGAUUGCCUUGGACUUAGGUUCACCACUAGACAAGAAGGCAUCUCGUGUUCAUCAACACAACCAGUGUAUCAAAAUUGUGGUUUGACCAAGAUUAGCUUACCACAUAUUAAUUAUCUUUCACUUACUAUUAUCUGGUUCUGGUCAAUUUUUUCUUGCAUAAUUUUUAUAUAUUCUUUCUGCUGUUAGUUUUGUACGUCUGCGCGAACAUUGGAGGAACUCAUAUAUUCAAACUCUGAUGAUGUGUGCCAAAAUUCUUUAUCUUGCUUUUGUUAUAGGUUUAUGAACUCUUUGACAUGCUUUCUUGGGGUGCUGUGUAUGGAAAUUUGCAGAAGCAAAUUCGGGAGAAAAUAAUGCCUUUGUGAAUCUACUUGACUCAUCGUCAACUGUUGGAAUUUAUGAAGGAGAUGGACUUUUUGAUACAAGCAUUAUGACAACGAGUACAAGAGAAUGCUAUCAAGUGAUUAUGAAGGUUUGUGGGACUUGGUGGUUAAUUGGACUCCUAGAUAUGUGAACCUGAUGCCUUAAUUCUGGCCUGAAUGGUAUAAAGUCGUUUUCCUGUUCACAACUUCUCCUGUCAUCAGAUUGGGCUGUCGGCAAAAGUAGGAGCAUUGGGAGCAGCAGAAAACGAGUUGAAGUGAAACUCACUACUAUACUAACAUACGAGGAUUUGGGUUCAAAUGAUUUCAAGAUAAUACAUUUUCUUGUUCUCUUGAGCUUGGAUAAUCAAACUAUUAUUUACAUUUGGGGUGUACAUAACGUCAAAAAUAAGAAGAGAAGUUGGUUGGUAGCUCAAA